GACUCCUGGCCCAGGGUAGGCCACCCCCCGCCCCCGCAACACACCCCCAGUCCCUGGUGGGUGUCCCUGGCCUUGGGAGGGUGGCAGUCUCAGACAAGUGCAUGUUUGCUUGCGGACCAGAGCCCAGCGCUGGGGAAAGCCGGAGGCCUGCGUGGAGGAGGCGCCCAGAGCCUGCGGAGCAUGAGCGCCCUAGAUUCUGGCCAUCUGCACUCCAGAUCCAAUGACAGACUGGCUCAGAGGAGGACAGGACACAGCCAGAAAGUGUGACCAUCAGACUUCAAUAACAGUUCCACAGUUUUUGUUUAUUGAGCACCACCAGCUCUAUGCCAGCAGGAGGGCCGACUAUGGACGACUACAUGGAGACGCUGAAGGAUGAAGAAGAUGCCCUGUGGGAGAACGUGGAGUGCAACCGGCACAUGUUGAGCCGCUACAUCAACCCCGCCAAGCUCACCCCCUACCUGCGCCAGUGCAAGGUCAUUGAUGAGCAGGAUGAAGAUGAGGUUCUCAAUGCACCCAUGCUGCCUUCCAAGAUCAACAGGGCAGGCCGAUUGUUGGACAUUCUGCACACCAAGGGGCAAAGGGGCUAUGUGGUCUUCCUGGAGAGCCUUGAAUUUUACUACCCAGAACUGUACAAGCUAGUGACUGGGAAGGAGCCCACCCGGAGAUUCUCCACCAUUGUGGUGGAGGAGGGUCACGAGGGCCUCACGCACUUCCUGAUGAAUGAGGUCAUCAAACUGCAGCAGCAGAUGAAAGCCAAGGACCUGCAGCGCUGCGAGCUGCUGGCCAAGUCCCGGCAGCUAGAAGAUGAGAAGAAGCAGUUGACCCUGACCCGAGUGGAGCUGCUGACCUUCCAGGAUCGGUACUACAAGAUGAAGGAGGAGCGGGACAGCUACAAUGACGAGCUGGUCAAGGUCAAGGAUGACAACUACAACUUAGCCAUGCGCUACGCCCAGCUCAGUGAAGAGAAAAACAUGGCGGUGAUGCGGAGUCGGGACCUCCAGCUCGAGAUCGAUCAACUCAAGCACCGAUUGAAUAAGAUGGAGGAGGAAUGUAAACUGGAAAGAAAUCAGUCACUCAAACUCAAGAAUGACAUUGAGAACCGGCCCAAGAAGGAGCAGGUCCUGGAACUGGAGAGGGAGAAUGAGAUGCUGAAGACCAAGAUCCAGGAGCUACAGUCCAUCAUCCAGGCUGGCAAGCGCAGCCUCCCAGAUUCAGACAAGGCAAUCUUGGAUAUCCUGGAACAUGAUCGGAAGGAGGCGCUGGAGGACCGGCAAGAGCUGGUCAACAAAAUCUACAACUUACAGGAGGAGGUCCGCCAGGCCGAGGAGCUGCGGGACAAGUACCUGGAGGAAAAGGAAGACCUGGAGCUCAAGUGCUCGACCCUGGGGAAGGACUGUGAGAUGUACAAGCACCGCAUGAGUACUGUUAUGCUGCAGCUGGAAGAGGUGGAGCGGGAGCGGGACCAGGCCUUCCACUCCCGAGACGAGGCGCAGACUCAGUACUCACAGUGCUUAAUCGAGAAGGACAAGUAUCGAAAGCAGAUCCGGGAGCUGGAGGAGAAAAAUGAUGAGAUGCGGAUCGAAAUGGUGCGGAGGGAAGCCUGCAUUGUCAACCUGGAGAGCAAGCUCCGGCGCCUGUCCAAGGACAGCGGCAGCCUGGACCAGAGUCUACCCAGACAUCUGCCAGCCACCAUCAUCUCACAGAACCUUGGGGACACCAGCCCCAGGACCAACGGCCAGGAAGCAGAUGAUUCUUCAACUUCAGAGGAGUCCCCCGAAGACAACAAGUACUUCCUGCCCUACCACCCACCCCGGAGGAGGAUGAAUUUAAAGGGCAUCCAGCUGCAGAGAGCCAAAUCCCCCAUCAGCCUGAAGCAAGCAUCCGAUUUUCAAGUCAAGGGGCAGGAAGAGGAUUUCCCGGAUGGCAGCCCCAGCUCCUCCCGAUCACUGCCUAUCACCAGCUCUCUCUCAAAGAUGCAGCCCCAUCGGAGCCGCAGUAGCGUCAUGUCAAUCACCCCAGAGCCCCCGGGAAACGACUCCAUCGUCAGACGCUGCAAGGAAGAUGCUCCACACCGAGGCACACUGGAGGAAGACAUUGACAGCAGUGGGUUUGAUGCCUUAGACCUUGACGAUGACAAUCAUGAACGCUACUCCUUUGGACCCCCCUCCAUCCACUCUUCCUCCUCUUCACACCAGUCAGAGGGACUGGACACCUAUGACCUGGAACAGGUCAACCUCAUGUUCCGGAAAUUCUCUCUAGAAAGGCCCUUCAGGCCGUCGGUCACGUCUGGAGGUCACAUGAGAGGCCCGGGGCCUUCGGUCCAGCACAUGACUCUAAAUGGCGACGGGCUCAUCACCCAACUCACCCUCCUGGGCGGCAACGCACGCGGGAGCUUCGUCCACUCUGUCAAGCCGGGCUCGGUGGCCGAGAGGGCAGGAUUGCGUGAGGGCCACCAACUACUGCUGCUGGAAGGUUGUAUCCGAGGAGAGAGGCAAAGUGUCCCUUUGGAUGCGUGUACAAAGGAAGAGGCCCGUUGGACCAUCCAAAGGUGUAGCGGCCCAGUCACCCUGCACUACAAGGUCAACCAGGAAGGGUACCGGAAGCUGCUGAAGGAGAUGGAGGAUGGCGUGAUCACAUCAGGAGAUUCAUUCUACAUCCGGCUAAACCUGAACAUCUCCAGUCAACUGGAUGCCUGCACCAUGUCCCUGAGGUGUGAUGACGUGGUGCAUGUACGAGACACCAUGUACCAGGACAGGCAUGAGUGGCUGUGUGCGCGGGUUGACCCCUUCACAGACCAAGACCUGGAAAUGGGAACCAUCCCAAGCUACAGCCGGGCUCAACAGCUUCUCCUUGUGAAACUACAGCGAUUGAUGCACAGGGGCAAUCGGGAAGAAGCAGAUGGCACCCACCACACACUGCGCACCCUCCGGAACACCCUGCAGCCCGAAGAGCCUCUUUCAACCAGCGACCCUCGGGUCAGUCCCCGCCUCUCCAGAGCCAGUUUCUUCUUCGGCCAGCUCCUGCAGGGAGACAAGAUCCCAGAGUUGAUUAUCAGAGAGGUCUCCUCCUCCUCAGACAGGCCAGAGCUGGACCCGGAGAGUGAUCUCAGCCGGAACCUCAGCCUGAUCCCCUACAGCUUGGUGCGUGCCUUCCACUGUGAGCGUCGCAGGCCAGUGCUCUUCACACCCACCAUGCUGGCCAAGGCGCUGGUGCAGAGACUGCUCAACUCAGGGGGUGCCAUGGGGUUCACCAUCUGCAAGUCAGACAUUGUCACAAGGGAAGAGUUCCUCCGAAAGCAAAAAACAGAGACCAUCAUCUACUCCCGUGAGAAGAACCCCAACACCUUUGAGUGCAUUGUCCCCGCCAACAUUGAAGCUGUGGCAGCCAAGAAUAAACACUGCCUGCUGGAGGCCGGAAUCGGCUGCGUGCGUGACCUGAUCAAGUGCAAAGUCUACCCCAUAGUUCUCCUCAUCCGGGUGUCUGAGAAGAACAUCAAACGGUUCAGGAAGCUGCUGCCCCGGCCAGAGACCGAGGAGGAGUUCCUGCGUAUGUGCAGACUGAAGGAGAAGGAGCUGGAGGCACUGCCCUGCCUGUAUGCCACGGUGGAGGCUGAUAUGUGGAGCAGCGUGGAAGAACUGCUGCGCAUCCUCAAAGACAAGAUCAGCGAGGAGCAGCGCAAAACCAUCUGGGUGGAUGAGGACCAGCUGUGAGCCCGUCCACCAGAGGCUCAGCCUCUAUGACAACAGAGCCACCAGAGGCCACCAGGUCACAGGGUCAGGCCCUACUGGUGUAAGGAGAGAUGGGCAAGCCCAGGACAGGGGCCCGUGGCCAGCAGCCCCUCUGGGGCCAAAGCAGCGUUGAAUGUAUUUCGUAGGACAGGUGCAGGAGGCUACCUGUAGGGCAGGGCCUCCCACAGCCAGAGUGGCUGCCAGCACAC
Nannospalax galili (Upper Galilee mountains blind mole rat) is the source of this 3937-nucleotide messenger RNA. It is a transcript of the gene Card11, whose product is annotated as caspase recruitment domain family member 11. Gene Ontology annotation, biological process: regulation of apoptotic process; positive regulation of canonical NF-kappaB signal transduction. The transcript is spliced from 25 exons. Bases 324 to 3710 code for a protein of 1128 amino acids. Gene Ontology annotation, molecular function: protein binding. Lineage: Eukaryota; Metazoa; Chordata; Mammalia; Rodentia; Spalacidae. The record is from RefSeq and is a predicted model, not a curated record.